AUGUAUCGAUUCAUAGAAUUGCCCAAAAAAGCAGAGGAGUACAAGCAAAACAUACAAGAACUAAGAUGGCGAAAACGUCUGAUUCUUGAAAACGCUGCGAAAAACUUGAAAGAAAGAAACUGCGAAAAGUGCCAUCCUUUUCUAAACACAUGUGUGGCGGAAAGAAGACGGGGAUUUGCAAUUGCAAAGAGCUUUGGCAGUCAUAUGGAUUUUUAUGAGUACGCAACGAGUCCAAGAAAAAUGGAAGAAAAUCAAAUUCCUGAGUGGGCGCUCGAGAAAAGCAAUUAUGUAGAUCUAGACUAUAUUUUCAAACGCAGAGGAGAUCAGGUUGUCAAAACUGCAACGAACUAUCCCAGCUCGCCACGAACGAUAAGCAUUAUUGAUGCUCCGCCUCUGAUGUAUCGAUCCGCCAAUAUCAUAAAGCAAUCCCCGUCUUCAACUACAAGCAUGCCAGAACCAUCUGGUCUUAUGGGCGACUCUCCUACAUCCUCUGCAAAUUCUGUCACUCUUCAUAUUCUUGCAAUCAUAGCUACUGUAACUGUUCAAGAGCAACAAAAAGUCAUGCCGAAAACCGAAGCGCAAAACGUAGUGAAUGUUCGAGGCUCUGGACAGAGACACAAGCUUCCUGAGCAUUUCAAACAAGUCGAACGGCCAGAAGAGAAAACAGAGGGCUUGACUGGUGGCCAAGGCGAAUUUGGCCAGGCAUGGGCCGAAGAAGCUCCAGAAGAGUGA
Molecule: messenger RNA, 732 nt
Organism: Oikopleura dioica
Lineage: Eukaryota; Metazoa; Chordata; Appendicularia; Copelata; Oikopleuridae
Source: the annotation of a GenBank genome assembly